AUCCACAAUCAUUAAUGUUUCAGAGACUCUGUUCUCCUCUGCUCAGAUUCAACAUUUAGAUGAGACAUCAUCUGAAAGCACUGUUAAGAUGAUUCCAGAGAAGACAACUGCCAAAGAUGUACCAUCAUCAAGUUUUUCUUCAGGUUUGCCAUCUACAGAGUCUGAAGCCUCAGGAGAUGAGACCUCUGAUAUGCUUAACAAAGAGUUCACAACCACAAGUUCUUUACUUUAUACUCCAACCAAAUCAGAUCAUGAACUUACCAAAACAUCAUCUGACAGAACAGAAACAAUCUCAGUGUCCAGCUACACAGAUGCUGAAGUUACAAGAGCUCAGACAACUCAGACACAUAGCAGAGAAACUGUUUCCUCUCUUGAAUCUACUGUAACUAGUACUGUACAUACAAUUUCAUCACCAAACACUUGGGACUCUACGGGAGAAACAGUUACAAGCAAAGAUGUUAAAUCUCAUACCGCAGCAACCACAGCUACUCUAAUGGAGGAGAAAGAUCUGUCAGCAAAACCAUCUGAAUCCACAAUCAUUAAUGUUUCAGAGACUCUGUUCUCCUCCGCUCAGACUGGACAUUUAGAUGAGACAUUAUCUGAAAGCACUGUUACAAUGAUUCCAGAGAAGACAACUGCCAAAGAUGUGCUGUCAACAUCAAGUUUUUCUCCAAGUUUGCCAUCUACAGAGUCUGAAGCUUCAGGAGAUGAGACCUCUGAUAUGUUUAGCAAAGAGUUCACAAUGACGACAACUUCACUUUAUACUCCAACCAAAUCCGACACUGAACUUAUCAAAAAAACAUUAUCUGACAUGACAGAAAAAAUUUCAGUUUCCAGCUCAACAGAUGCUGAAGCUACAAGAGAUCAGACAACUGAGACACAUAGUAGAGAAUCUGUUUCUUCUCUUUAUUCUGCUGUAACUAGUACUGUACAUGCAUUUUCAUCACUGAGCACCAGGGGCUCAAUAGAAGAAACAGUUACAAGUAAAGAUGUCACAUCUCAUUCAGCAACAACCACAGCUACUCUAAUGGAGGAGAAAGAUCUGUCUGCAAAACCAUCUGAAUCUACAAUCAUUAAUGUUUCAGAGACUCUGUUCUCCUCUGUUCAGACUCGACAUUUAGAUGAUAAAUUAUCUGAAAACACUGUUACAGUGAUCUCAGAGAAGACAACUGUCAAAGAUGUACUGUCACCAAGUUUUUCAUCAAGUUUGCCAUCUAGAGAGUCUGAAGCUUCAGGAGAUGAGACCUCUGAUAUGUUUAGCAAAGAGUUCACAACCACAAGUUCUUCACUUUAUGCUCCAUCCAAGUCAGACCAAGAAUCUGCCAAAACAUCAUCUGACACGACAGGAACAAUCUCAGUGUCCAGCUCAACAGAUGCUGAAGCUACAAGCGAUCAGCCACCUGAUGUGCUUAGUAGAGAACCUGUUUCCUCUCUUAACUCUACUGUAACUAAUACUGUACUUACGUUUACAUCAUUAAGCACUGGGGAAUCAACAGGACAAACAGUUACAAGUAAAGAUGUUAAAUCUCAUACAGCAGCAACCACAGCUACUCUAAUGGAGGAGAAAGAUCUGUCAGCAAAACCAUCUGAAUCCACAAUCAUUAAUGUUUCUGAGACUCUGUUCUCUUCUGCCCACACUAGACAUUUAGAUGAGACAUUAUCUGAAAGCACUGUUAAGAUGAUUCCAGAGAAGAGAACUGCCAAAGAUGUACCAUCAUCAAGUUUUUCUUCAAGUUUGCCAUCUACAGAUUCGGAAGCUUCAGGAGAUGAGACCUCUGAUAUGUUUAGCAAAGAGUUCACAACGACAAGUUCUUCACGUUAUACUCCAACCAAAUCAGAUCAUGAAUUUACCAAAACAUUAUCUGACAUGACAGAAAAUAUCUCAGUUUCCAGCUCAGCUGAUGCUGAAGCUACAAGAGAUCAGACAAUUGAGACACAUAGUAGAGAAUCUGUUUUGUCUCUUGACUCUACUGUAACUAGUGCUGUACAUACAUUUUCAUCACUGAGCACCAGGGGCUCAACAGGAGAAACAGUUACAAGUAAAGAUGUUACAUUUCAUUCAGCAACAACCACAGCUUCUCUAAUGGAGGAGAAAGAUAUGUUAGCAAAACCAUCUGAAUCCACAAUCAUUAAUGUUUCAGAGACUCUGUCCUCCUCUCCUCAGACUCGACAUUUAGAUGAGAAAUUAUCUGAAAGCACUGUUACAAUGAUUCCAGAGAAGACAACUGCCAAAGAUGUGCUGUCAACAUUAAGUUUUUCCCCAAGUUUGCCAUCUACAGAGUCUGAAGCUUCAGGAGAUGAGACCUCUGAUAUGUUUAGCAAAGAGUUCACAGCAACAAGUUAUUCACAUUAUUCUUCAACCAAAUCAGACCAUGAACUUACAAAAACAUCAUCUCACACGACAGAAACAAUCUCAGUGUCCAGCUCAACAGAUGCUGAAGCUACAAGAAGUCAGUCAACUGAUGUGCUUACUAGAGAACCUGUUUCCUCUCUUUACUCUGCUGUAACUAAUACUGUACGUAAGUUUACAUCAUUAAGCACUGGGGAAUCAAGAGGAAAAACUGUUACAAAUAAAGAUGUUACAUCACACACAGCAGCAACCACAGCUACUCGAAUGGAGGAGAAAGAUCUGUCAGCAAAACCAUCUGAAUCCACAAUCAUUAAUGUUUCAGAGACUCUGUUCUCCUCUGCUCAGACUGGACAUUUAUAUGAGAAAUUAUCUGAAAGCAUUGUUACAAUGAUCUCAGAGAAGACAACUGCAAAAGAUGUACCGUCAUCAAGUUUUUCUUCAAGUUUGCCAUCUACAGAGUCUGAAGCUUCCGGAGAUGAGACCUCUGAUAUGUUUAGCAAAGAGUUCACAACCACAAGUUCUUCACUUUAUACUCCAUCCAAGUCAGCCCAAGAAUUUACCAAAACAUCAUCUGACAUGGUAGAAAAAAUCUCAGUGUCAAGCUCAACAGAUGCUGAAGCUAAAAUGGAUCAGACAACUGAGACACAUAGUAGAGAAACGGUUUCCUCCCUUGACUCUACUGUAACUAGUACUGUACAUACAUUUUCAUCCAUGAGCACUGGGGACUCAAAAGGAGAAACAGUUACAAGUAAAUAUGUUACAUCACCUAUAGCAACAACCACAGCUACUAUGAUGGAGGACAAAGAUCUGUCAGCAAAACCAUCUGGAUCCACUAUUAUUAAUGUUUCAGAGACUCUGUUCUCCUCUGCUCAUACUGGACAUUUAGAUGAGACAUUAUCUGAAAGCACUGUUACAAUGAUAUUGGAGAAGACGACUGUCAAAGAUGUACUGUCACCAUCAGGUUUUUCUUCAAGUUUGCCAUCUACAGAGUCUGAAGCUUCAGGAGAUGAGACCUCUGAUUUGUUUAGCAAAGAGUUCACAACAAGUUCUUCACUUUAUACUCCAACCAAAUCAGAUCAUGAACUUACCAAAACAUCAUCUGACACAACAGAAACAAUCUCAGUGUCCAGCUCCACAGAUGCUGAAGCAACAAGAGAUCAGACAACUGACCUGACCAAUGCAAACUCAGUGUGGUUCUCAACAAAUAUCCCAAGAAUUAAGCCAACAGAGAGACAUCACACAGAAUCUGUUUCCACUUUUGUCUCUAAUAUCUCAGAAGAAAAAGUUCAGCAAGAGGUUUCCAGUGAUGAAGUCAGAAUUACACUGACAACUAAAGCAUAUGAUCAUUAUAUUGUAGCCACUGAUGAGGCAGAAAUUCAUGAGACUGACCACGAAUCAGAGCCAGCAAAACCUGACAGUUCUUCACAUUCCACUUCAUCAACAAAUGGAUUGUUUUCAAGCACUGUUCAAACUGUAGUUACAGACUUGUCUUCUGAACAAGGUAGUGGAGAUAUUGCAGAAAAUGAAGUGGCUGAAGAUGAUGGCUCUGUUGAAAUAUCAUCUGCUGUUGUAGAAUCAAUACCUCACAUUCCAACACCAUCAGAGGACAAGCCAACUGCUGUUGGUUUUGAGUCAGCUCCUGCUUCUGGAGUGCAGCCAUCAGAAAACAUAACAGCAACAACAAAUUUUACAAUAACUGUAAGUGGAGAACCUAUAGCAAGCUCAUUUUUUACACUCACAGAGGUAGAAGGCUCUGGUCAGCAGACACCAGAGAGGUUCACCACAGCUCCCUCAUCUAUGAUCAGAACAGUCACAAGUCAGGAAGUCAUGACAUCUCAAAGAGAGUUUGCCUCUUCAAUGACUGAAUUUAGAGAAGAACCUAGCUCCCACCAUGCAACAGAAGUAGUUAGCUCAAGUUACACAACAACAGAGCCGGUUAGUACAAGACUCGCAGAGAUCUCAGUGUCUUCUAGACCUUCUCAUACUAUUACUCAAUCACAGUUGACUAAACACACCGCAGAAUCAAUUAUUAGUCAUACUGCAAUUGGAUCAGGUAAACCUAGUCUCACUUUAGUGGCAACAGAAGAUGACAACACCGCACCUUCAGCUAUCCAAACAACGACUGUUCCUUUCAAGCACAUCCAAACAUCAACAGUCACUGCCAGUUACGAAGCAACUUCAGCUCUUCUCAGGACAAAAACAAUGUUUACAUCUUCUAGCAAAAGCCAUAGCAUUCACACAACAAUUUCAUCUGAUGCAGAGGAUGACACAACAGAUGAUGAAGGAUCAGGGGUGUCCCCUGUCAUGCAUGUUUCAUCAGCAGCCAUCAAAACUCAAACUGGUUCUCCUACAGUUCUUAUAACUAGCACUGGCUUCACAGAACUCGACAAAGACAUCACCAUAACACAAAAUUCAAGCCCUAUCACAUCUGCCUUUGUAGACAGAGAAGGCUCUGGUAUUGUAGAAGAUGACCAAGAAACUACUCAACUAGAAGGUUCUGGUGAAGAGGACAGUCUGAGUCCAACAGAGGAAAUGUCUGACAAUUAUACUGAUGAGGCAGAAAUCAGUGAGGCUAACCGCACAUCAGAGCCAGGGAGUUUUGUAAGUUCCUCCCAUUCCACGUCCUUCACAACUAAAUCAACGUUGUUGUCUAGCACUGUCCAAACAGCAGUGAGAUCGUUAUUUACUGAAGGUAGUGAAAUAACAGCUGAAAGUGAAGUGGAUGAAGAUGAUGGCUCUAGUGGUGAAAUAUCCCCAGCAGCUCUUGAGUCAAUUCCUCCUCAAUAUAUACCCUCUGAGGACAAAACAACGUCAACUACAGUCACACAACCACAGAUAACUGAAGCUGCAACACCUGCUGUAAUACUGUCAAGCACAUCUGAGGCUUUAUCAGGUUCUGAGACUCUAAAGAGUACCUUACAGCCAAACACUCCAGAAACCGAUUUAAAUGGGUUUGAAUUAUCAACCACAGAGGAUGACAAGGAAUUUACCUCACCAGGAGAUCCUACUGCUGAGAUAUACAAAACAUCAACAACUAAGGCAUAUGAGGACCUAACUGUAAGAACUGAUGAGGCAGAAGUUGAAGAGAUGGAGAAGAAAACAGGUUUCUCGAGUGCUGCAUCUGUCACUAGCAGUACAGAUUUAACACAUCAGUCAACUUUAUCCCCAUCUCUCUCAUUCCUGACCUCUACCCAGUCAACUCUAAUGCUUGCAACUUCACUUUCAGAGGAUGGUAUUGGGGAAGACUCAACUGAGGGGGAUGGAGCAGAAGAUGAUGGAUCAGGUGAUGAUUCAACUCUUGUGACAUCUUCACCUUUGCUAUCAAGCUCAAAGAUGACAGAAACAACCAUUAGCAUGACACCCUUUAGCUCAGUCAACAGUGGACAGUACAGUAUAGUCAGAGUUGUUUCACAGGGACACACGUUCUCAAGCACAAAUGCUAAAGAUUUCUCGGUCCCAGUGACAGCACCGACAGAGCAGGAGCAUUCUGGAGUUUCUGUCUCAGAUAUAGCAGCCACUAGCUUUACAACUCCUGGAACACCAUCUGGUGUGAUAACAAACCACACUAAAUUGCCUUCUUUCGUGACACCUCAAGAUCCUGUGUCCACCACUACUCCAUUGGUCUUAUCUAAGGACAGUGCUGAUCAGCAAGUCACUCCGACAUGUCCAGUCUUAAUAUUCACAGAGGAGGAGGAAGAUGAAGAUAAGCUACUUUCAACUGUCACAGAGCGUAUAAGAGAUGAUAGCAUCAAACCAGAAGUUUUCACUAAGGAUGACAUGAUUAUUGAUGCAGAUACUUCGUCUGUUUUAGAGCAGGCUUCUCCCUUCGCCCCUACAAUUGUUACAGAAGAAGCAGCUGGGGUAACCCCAGUUGUCAUGACGGCACAACCCUCAAGCUUUAUGACAGAGGAGCCAGAAGGAUCUGGAAUGAAUGGCACUGAGUUACCUCAUUUACGUGUGUCAUUUGAAACCACAACAGACAGGUUAAUAGUUCAACAAACCCAAUCAACCGCAGACAUCCUGCUGAGCAGUUCAACAUAUUUAGAAGAGGACACACAAGCAACACAAUCUCCUGAGGCUACUGAUGCUGAUGUGCCUGAACACACACAAGAUGGUCAGACCUCCACAGAACUUACAGACACUUUGUCUACGGAUGAUUGUAUUCUGGAAACAUCCACUUUAACCCCCAUGACAUCUCAAGUGUCCACUGACAGAAUCACAGAAAUGUUCUCAGCUGAAGAGGACUCAUCUGAAGAUGUAUCAACACAUACUGGAGAUCAUGUAACAUCUGCCCCAUCAAGUUCUGGAGAAAGUGUUUCUUCACAAUAUCCAGGUGAUAUCACAGACUCUGAACAGUCAGUUUCUCCAGUAUUGGAUUUAACAAGCACUGCAUCUUUCCAUAUUGCAUCAAGUGCUAGCAUGACUGAACCUGCCAAAACGACUACAAGUACAUACACAAAAACAGCAGCAACUGAUGAUAAUGACUUAACAGCUGACACAGAGGAAACAGUGUACAUGACAAGUGCUGAUGACAUUGAACUCAGUAGUCCCUCUACCGAUAAGGUAAUUCAGGGAAGUGAAUUAACAAGCACAGAUGUAUCAACUAGAUCUGGUAUUUCAGAGGAAACCACAAGUGCGUUAUUUUCUUCAACAGAUUAUGGCUCAGGUGAUCAAACAAUUGAAAUGGUUACAGGACUGUCUGAUUUAACAGACUCUCCUUUAAUAUCUGAAGAUGAUUUGUUGUCAUCAUCUAUGGAGAGUGAUAUUGUGAUUCACUUUGCAACAACCUCUUUGCCUGAAGCAAUUACAGUAACUGAUGGGGAACCAUAUCACCAAGCUUUGUCUGAGAUGACAGUGACACAUAAACCCAACACAGACAUCAGGAUUGAUGAAGAUGUGCCAUCUCCAUCAACAACCAUUCCCACACCUCUUAUAUCUGCAUCAAAGUUUAAUAUGACUACAGACACAGUAACAUUAGUGGGAUCUCUUUCAUCUACAUCCAUACCAGGGCUGGGUGACAAAACAGGAGCUCCACUUUCCUCUGAGGAAGAGACAGAUGAAAUAAUCGAUUAUGAUACAAAAACUGAACCUUACAUAACAGUAUAUUCCAUACCAGAUUUAAUGAACAAAACAAACACUGACAGUGAGACUGACUUAGACGUUAGCUCAGAAGAUGUCACUAGGAUUUAUGACAUCACCCAACCUGAAGGUGAAAAGAGUUUCCCCACCUCACAGCCUGAUGUUGAGACUGGUUUUGAGACCACCUCACAGCCUGAUGUUGAGACUGGUUUUGAGACCACCUCACAGCCUGAUAGUGAGACUGGUUUUGAGACCACCUCACAGCCUGAUGUUGAGACUGGAUUUGAAACCACCUCACAGCCUGAUGUUGAGACUGGUUUUGAGACCACCUCACAGACUGAUAGUGAGACUGGUUUUGAGACCACCUCACAGCCUGAUGUGGAGACUGGUUUUGAGACCACCUCUCAGCUUGACACUGAAACAAGAUUUGAGACUACCAUGCAACCAGACAUUGAGAGUGAAACUACUUUUGAGAGUGUCUCAAGAACUGAGAGUGAUGCUUCAUUCACCAGCUCACCAAACAGUGGAACAAGUGGUUCAGAGAGAAGCACAUCUGGGGAGGUAAACACCAUAUCUUCCAAUAAGCAUCACACCACAACCAGACUUUCUAAUUUCACAGAUAAACCAAGAUCCGCUGCUAUAAGUGAAGAGAAAUUCUUGGAAGAAAGAGUUGACACAGGAUUCAGCAGCACCAUACAACCUCAAUUUGAUGGUUCUGUAACUUCCAUUAGUUUGAAGAGCUUCUCAGAGGAGGAUUCGGUUAUUAUCUCAUCAUCUGAUGAGGUUCAGGCAGUAAUUCGGUCUACUGCAACAACCUCACCUUUAAUUAUGACACCUGAGUCUGAUAUAAAGAUUGUUAGUAAGGAAACUGCAUCAAGGAAACAAGAGGCAGCUGGUCAGAUUGAGGAAGCUGUAACUCUUACAUCUGAGAUUCCAAUUCAAAAUGAAGAUCAGAUUACAUUGUCAGUACCUACCACCCAGAGCGAGAUUACAACACCAUUUCCCUCCCUUGAAGACCUUUCUGAGGCCACUUUGGUUAAAAGCCCACCUCCAAGUGCACAGAAUGAAAGCACAACACACAGUACAGCAGACCUUCCAUACACAAUGAUCGGGCAGACAUUUGAUAUUCCAGAUGUUCACUCCUGUUCUGAUGAUGUUUGCUUGAAUGGCGGUUCUUGUGUAAAAAUAGGUGGUGUUCAGAUCUGCAGCUGUCCACUUGGAUAUAAUGGUAACCAGUGUGAAAUAGAUAUUGAUGAAUGUCACACAAACCCUUGUCGUAAUGGAGGAACAUGUAUUGAUGGCCUUAACUCAUUCACCUGUGUAUGUCUUCCAAGUUAUGCAGGAGCACUGUGUGAGCAAGACACUGAAACAUGCAGCUACGGCUGGCACAAGUUCCAGGGCCACUGCUACAAAUUCUUUCCUCAUCGGCGUAACUGGGACACAGCAGAGCGUGAAUGUCGUCUCCAGGGGGCACACCUUGCUAGUGUCCUGUCCCAUGAGGAGCAGCAGUACAUCAACCGCCUUGGCCAUGACUACCAGUGGAUCGGUCUGAAUGACAAAAUGUUUGAGAAUGAUUUCCGGUGGACGGAUGGUAGUGUUGUGCAAUAUGAAAACUGGAGACCGAACCAGCCAGACAGUUUCUUUUCCUCAGGGGAGGAUUGUGUGGUAAUGAUCUGGCAUGAGGAUGGCCAGUGGAAUGAUGUUCCCUGCAACUACCACCUCACCUUCACCUGCAAGAAAGGCACAGUGUCCUGCAGUCAGCCUCCUCUUGUCCUUAACGCCCGCACAUUUGGCCAGCUGCGCCCACACUAUGAGAUCAACUCCCUGAUCAGGUACCAGUGCAUGGACGGCUUCAUCCAGAGGCAUGUUCCCACUAUUCGCUGCAGAGGAGACGGCUCAUGGGACUUGCCCAGGAUUUCCUGCAUGAGUCCCUCCAACUUCCAAAGGUCCUAUGCAAGGUAUCAGACAUACAGAGUUUUUCGCAGUCAUCAGAAGAGAUUGGCAGAAAAUUCUGUUGAUGUACCCCAACGACACCAUCGCCAUGGUGUAAAACACAAUUGGACGCAACAAUAGUUGCUCUUUUAACACAACCAGUUUAAUGUAUUUUGAUAGCAUAUGACGGAUCUGCCUGCUGGCUGAAAGAAAAGAUUAUAAAAGAAAAGAUUAUUAAAAGGACCAGCAAGGAGUGGAAUAUCACUGGAAUGAAACAGUGGCUUUUUAUCUUUUUCAGAGAGAUGGUUUUUAAGAACUACAUAAAGGACACAUUCAGCUGGCCUCUGAAAACACAAAAAGAUUAUCUGACCUGCCCUCCAUCUGUUCUGCUUCUUUUGGGGAAUACACAGUGCUUUCGUAAUUUUUAACUCUCAAUCCAGAUGCAAGUGAGCUAUAAUAGUGCAACCUAUUUUAGCUUCUAAACAUAAUGGUACAUUUUGAUACACACUUUGCCGUAUGAUUCUUUCGAUCUUUCUUCAAGUUUACAAGAACCACAGGUGUAUGCAGACAUCCUGCUGCUUACUGAACAAAUGAGAAAUCGUACAUAAGAAUGUGAAAGAAUAUAUAUUUAUAUAGAGAGAGUGAGCAAUGGCUCACAUGGAGUCAGUGUCUGUUGUGGUACAAAAAGGCCAAUAAUAUCAUAAAAAAACUGCACCCAGUGCAGUGGAUGUUUUUGAUAUCUUAAAGUCAACACAAUAUGUUUUAAUACUUUUAAUACAUUGACUUUAAGCUAUUCGCUAUUGAAAAGCCAUGCAGAUUUUAGAUUAUUUAUAGUCCUCUCUUUGAUGUUUCUUUCAAGUGUUUACAAUGCAAAUCUGUUUCACAUACAUUUAAUUCCGCCGUCAGUUAUCUCUAAACCAAAAGAAACUUGCUGUAUGUACUUCACAUAAUUUUCAUCAACUUUCAUGUUUUUCUCAGACAGUUUAAAACUACUUUAAAGAGAAUGUACUUUGUGAGAUGCGUAAAAGACUUGAGCGAGUGUCUUUUUAACAAGAUGCCUAUAAUUUAUUUCUUGAGCUGCUCCUUGUUUUCUCAUUGUUGUAGCGAGAUUGAACAUACUGAGGACUUCACUUGGCCAAACUGCACAUUGAUAGAGUUCAGUAUAUUAGAGUAGAGGACAGUGUGUCAAUAGCUGGCAGUGAUGUGACUAAUAGAUGACAUUUGGAAUUCACAGAAUUUAGAUGGAUUUCAUUAUGACAUUUGGUGUAUAUCAAUGGAUCAAAAGAAGAGGAUUCAUAGUAACAGGUUUAGCAGAAUUUUUAGUUGAACUGGUCAUCCAUUUGUUUAUUCUCAAGCAUUUUUUCUUUAAGAUCUUUUCUUUUGUGUGUUUAC
Messenger RNA from Sinocyclocheilus grahami, 10753 nucleotides. Its product is annotated as versican core protein-like. Gene Ontology annotation, cellular component: perineuronal net; synapse. The transcript is spliced from 8 exons. The coding region runs from base 89 to 9502 and encodes 3137 amino acids. Gene Ontology annotation, biological process: skeletal system development; positive regulation of neuroblast proliferation; glial cell differentiation. NCBI's taxonomy places the organism in Eukaryota, Metazoa, Chordata, Actinopteri, Cypriniformes, Cyprinidae. The record is from RefSeq and is a predicted model, not a curated record. Gene Ontology annotation, molecular function: calcium ion binding.